CUGCUUUUUAAAGUCUGCUGGAGCCGUUGAAGUUGUGGACAGUGUGUGGUGUGUUGAAUGAGACCAAAGCAAUGCGAAUAGUAGUAUUUCUGUCAUUAGUAGCUAUCCAGGUAUGAACAGGAAACGGGCUCUGAUUUCAGACACUUUCAAAGUGAAGAAAAGAAGAAAUGGCACUCACAAGUUUGGAGUUGUCAAUGAGGAUGAAGGACCAACUGACAUCAGAUCCACGUUGGCGUACAUCAUGACACUGUUCCCCCGAAAAGUCUUCAAUGACACUUUGCCUCAACUUGUGCUCAAACACCAACUGUACAGCAUACACAAUGACAAAACUAUGGUGGACAAGGAGGUGAAUAAACUGCGUGAACAAGGAGAACUGCUCAUGUUCCAGCUUGGGUUUGAUGCAGAAGCUUUCGGGCUGGUUUUCGCCUCAGACUACAAGGCCAAAGUGUUGGCAGGAGAGGAGGGCAGACAGACACGAGGGACAGUAGAGAAGUUCUUGGAGAAAGUGUUGUCGCCUUGUACAGAUCUGAGCUUCAGCAAAGACAAGAUGAUCAGAGAGUUCCUCUUCACAGACUCUGAGAUAACGCAGCUGGUGAAGUCGGGGGUCUUGACUGUGAGGGACGCGGGUAGCUGGUGGCUCUCCAUUCCAAACUCUGGCAAAUUCACCAAGUACUUUAUACAAGGUCGUAAAGCUGUGCUCGGCAUGGUGAAGAAAUCCAAAUAUAGUGAAGUCUUAAAGGCAGAGCUGGAGGAGCGACGAACAACCUCACAAGUGAAAUUCCACAUGAAAUACCAUAUUCAUGACAUUAUUGGUGCAGAGCUGGUAGAAAGUAUACCUACAACUUCAGGGACAAUGUUACGAUUUGUGGAUUCCUGAACUACUGCAGGAUGACUGACGUCUGGUUGAGGACUGACUAUAAAAAAAUGCCUUAGAUACACAAAAAUAGUGUCAAAGUGUUCGUAUGAAGACUGAGAAAAUUUUAAUUUAAGGUUUCAGGUUUUGUUUCUGGCCUUAUGUAUUAUAAAAACCUUGUAGGUUGAUAAAUUGUCAAUUAUGUUGAAAUGACUGUCUGAUGAUUUUUCUUGCAAAAUGAUUUGAAAUGGUUUUGGGUUUGUUUUUUUGCCCUCAUAUGUGGGCAGUAUGAUUAUAGUUGAUACAAUGAUCCUAACUGUGUGAUGUGUGAACUUUGGCUUUCUGUUGCUAACUGUAUUGCCAGAUUUGGCUGACAGAUACUCAAAUACCUCCGGAACUGUUAUUUUUUUGUGUAGUUGGGUGAAUCAAAAUCCAAUUACAAUAAUGAAAAAUGAAGUGUUUUAGCUAAUGUUACAUUCAAUGUAAGAAGUCCACACUUGUAUUAAAAUGUGUGACUUUA
Messenger RNA from Scomber japonicus (chub mackerel), 1373 nucleotides. Its product is annotated as serine/threonine-protein kinase 19-like. Bases 113 to 877 code for a protein of 254 amino acids. Gene Ontology annotation, biological process: positive regulation of Ras protein signal transduction; protein phosphorylation. NCBI's taxonomy places the organism in Eukaryota, Metazoa, Chordata, Actinopteri, Scombriformes, Scombridae. The record is from RefSeq and is a predicted model, not a curated record. Gene Ontology annotation, molecular function: protein serine/threonine kinase activity. The transcript is spliced from 7 exons.